UUUCCCCGCGCCGGCAGCGGCGGGGCCGGUCGGCGGGCGGGGAGGUGCCGCGGCGGGUGCGGUGCCAGCGCCCGGCCCGGGAGGAUGCGGACGCGCUGACGGAGCUGCGGGUCCCCUCUGCCGCCGUGCAUGGGCGGCGGGCGGCUGCCGCCUCGCCUCGCCUGCCCCGCCGACACUUCUAGGGUUUGACAGAGAUUGCCCAACACUUCAUCAACAACGUGAACAACAGCAGCAAGGACAGUUUUUGGAAGCAACAUCUGUUGAUGUGAUUGAAGCAUGACAGAGGUGAUGAACACACGGGAACCGGUGAUGGAGGAAUUUGCGCUCAGCCAGACUCCUGAAGAAGAAGGAGGCCCUUCAAGCCAGGCCUUCCCAGACUCACGUGAGAAGUACCCUAAGCUGUCCAAAAGACUGCCGUCCAUUGUGGUGGAGCCGACCGAGUCCGGGGAGGUGGAGAGCGGGGAGCUGCGCUGGCCUCCUGAUGACCUGAAAUCAGCAGAGGACAAGGGUCUUCAUGGUGACCAAAGAGUCUGUGUCCAGCAGCAGCAGCAGCAGAUGGAUCUGGAAGAUACUUUAGUGCAUCCACCUGAAGAAGUGGAAGACAGUACAGAUACUCUGGAAAGCAGAACUGAAGAGGAUGAGUAGAGACUCCAUGGCCUCAGAAGUGAAACUUCAUUGUGAAUAUUGCUGGAAAGCUAACACACUCUGAAGACAUGUCAAAGUAAUCUGUAUUUAAAUCUGCAAGAGUUUUAGUUAGUUAGUGCCUGGUAAGAAGCGUCUGGGCUUUAGAACUGUUCUUUUCAACAUUUUGAUUUUCAGGCUGGGAUUCAUAUUAUUUGUUUAAUUUUCCCUUGGGAGACAAUGGGAUGUGUUAGGAAGUGUGAGAUUAUCAAGGGAAAAUGCUCCUAAUGUAAAUUAGCACAUUUCAUUGGAUUUACCUUUUCCAAGCAAAGCUGCUUUCAGGUAUCAACAGCAGGGCAAAGGGGUUACAUUUCUACAGGAGGGAUGUCUUAAAUCUAAAAUAUUUCUUGGUUUUAGCCAUUUAAAACUAGCACUGUGAUAUUAUGGACAAUAGAUGUAAUAUAAUGUCUCCAUUUGAUUUUGUAACUUUUGUAUAGAGACGCAGGUGUAAGGUUUGCCUCCAGGCUGCUGCCCCGGGGCAGCCCAGAGCAGUUCUCUCCCUCUGGCUAACCCCUGCAGGUUCGGUUGAACCCGCCUUUUCUUAGCUGCCUUUUCAAGAAGGCUGACUGACACCUUUUGGAAACGCUCUCUUGCUGUACGCUGAUGCAGUGGAUUAGCUAGUCGCUGGUGUUUGUGGGGUGAGGCUGUUGUAGGCUUGGUGGGGUGGGUCGUGCUGUUGGUGCGCUCUUCAGGCACACGCUCCCCUACCUUCAAGCCAACAAGAUGGCUCCUGCUUCCCCCAGGGCUGGAUUUGUCCCACCUUGUUAAUAGAAUUUGUUGUGGCAAUUCUUCUUUUGGUAUGUUUUGUGUAUAACAUGGGUGCAGAGGCCCAGCUGUUCCUCCCUCGGCCCGAGUCAGGUGGUGGUUGGGGGUAGGUGAUGGGAGGUCCGUAGCACGGCCCCAGCCUGCCUGCCGUUUUGCCUGGCGGCAGGUCCUCCCCGAGCCACCCGCAGCAGGAGGAGGUGGAGGAGGGCUCAGGUGUGGGUCGCACAGCUCCCUCCCUCCCUCCUGCCACAGUGGUUCUGCCAGUGGGAGCACGGUAGAUGGGGCUGCCAGCAGCACAGCCCCCUAGGCUUUGGUUUCACAGCCAGCUCCUGGAGACCAGAGCUCAUGGUGGAACAAGCUUUCUUGGGACACCUCAGGCCCCCGUUGAAUUUUCCUUGGGGAUGUGGGUGCCAUUUUGACAGGAAUGAACCCAUUCCUGCACAGAGACGUGCCAGAGACUCCCUCCCACUGUCCGAGGAGAAGCACCCAUCUGCUGCCCUUUGGACAGUGUUGGUGGAGACAGAUAAUGCAUGUACUCAAAAGGGUUUGACUGUGUCAGUGAUUAGUGUCCUGUAAGCUAUGAAGUUGGCUUUCUCCACCUCUGCAGGCCUGGAUGGGGUCUGUACUUUGAAUUAAUGUUGCAGCCGGAAGAAGCCGCUCAUUGUAGGUGGAAUGAAAUAACAGGAUUUCUUCCAGCAUUAACUCCUAAGUUGACUUCCAAGCGCUUUCCUUUCUCCAGUAAUAAUUUUCUCUAAUGGCAACUUUUAACAGUGUGAUGGUGUAUAAAAUUUACUGGCCAGAUGUAUUAGCCAGAUAAGUUUAUACCUUCUUAGCAACCAAAUUUAAUAUAUUUACUUACAAAGAAUUCUGUGCAAUGAAUGUUUAAUACAAAGGAAAGAGACUAUUUUACUUCAAAGCAACAUUAAUUUAUGUACAAAACUAUAGCUCAUUAUUUGGGGUGUUUGGGAUCUAGAACCCUUUUUAUAAGCAGUGUAGUAUAGUAUAAUAUGAUACUUCAGUUAAAUUUUGCUCUCUCAACCUAUAUAAUAAUCUGUUUUGCCUUCUUGAUGUAGAGUCUCUUACCUAUGCUGUCACAGAAUUAUUUUGUUGGAUAAGUGGGAUUCUGGUGAGAGCAACAAAAUUCUCCAGAGAAACUGAAGGUUUCAGAGCACUUCCUAAAUCUGGCUGCUGUCUGUGUCACCCCCUUUGCUGGUGACAGUUUUUUGGUAAAGCCAAUGGAGCAGGAACAAGCUCCAGCUACGUCUUUGGGUAGCACGAGCAGGGAGCAGAGGUCCCCAGCUCAGACGCAUCUGCAGCUGGUCAUGGUGGGAGGAAGGCAGCUCUGGCCAGGCAGACACGACGUGCUCUUUAAAUGCUGCUUUUGCAUCGACCAUCAAGAUGUUUUACAAAGCUCUGGGGGAAAAACAACGACGGUGACGACAUGUUUUUAGCGGUGUGCUUUCCUUCCGAUCUGCAUCUGCCCAGCUCCAUGAGGAAUGACGUUAGACAUAUCAUUUAAUUUGCUUUUUGCUUUAUAAAAAGAAAAACAGUUGUUUGAAACACUUCCCCCAAUUUUAUGUGCUCUCUAUCUGCUUUCAGACGCUCCCUCCCUUCCUGCUCUGGAUGGCCCUUAUCCUAUUUCCACCUGAGGUCAAUGGCACUUCCCUAAAUAAGUUUCCCAAAGAAACAACAAAAUUCUACAUACACUCUGAAAAAAACGCCACACAGCAACAAUUUCUUUGUCCUAGUACGUAAAGCUACAGCCCAUAUAGAAAUACCAGAUUUCCUGCUUCCAGCCAAAUUACUUUUGUCUUUCCUUUCCCCUCUUUCUCACUGCUCGCUUGAAGUAUUUUACCUGAAGCAAAUGGAUGCUUCAAACUAAAGCUUUCUCCUAAAGCUGUGUGGCCUCAUUUUAACAACCAUGCAAAGCCAAACUCCUCCUCCCAUUUUUAUUUUUCUGAACAUGGGCCAGAGGCCCUAAAAUAGGAUAGCAAGAUAGAGAGAAAAUUGUUUUAUAUGAGCAAGCUCUAUUUAUUCAACUGGCAGGUCUAUGAAUGUCCACUUAAUCUGUCUCUGUGCAAGUGUUGUGUCUCUAAUAAACUCAAUAGUUGUUUUGUAUUUUUUUCUGGAUUAAAAGCUUUGUAGAAACUAAAAAGGAAAAAAAAAAGUCAUAUUUUUCUAGUCUUGCUUGUAGAGUAUUUCAUGUAGUGCAUAAAGGAAGUUUUCUGGAGUAAAACAUUGUUGGAUUUUGCUCUAUUUCAGUUAUUUCUAAUUUUGUAAAAUGCCACCUGUACAUAAUACUCAACUAAUGUAUGUCCUGUAGAUGUAUUACACCAUUUAGCCUAUUAAAUGCCUAUACUGGACCAAUUGGAAGAA
Messenger RNA from Apus apus (common swift), 3822 nucleotides. RefSeq names its product LBH domain containing 2 (gene LBHD2). NCBI's taxonomy places the organism in Eukaryota, Metazoa, Chordata, Aves, Apodiformes, Apodidae. The transcript has 5 exons. The record is from RefSeq and is a predicted model, not a curated record. The coding region runs from base 277 to 645 and encodes 122 amino acids.